Molecule: messenger RNA, 2287 nt
Organism: Periophthalmus magnuspinnatus
Lineage: Eukaryota; Metazoa; Chordata; Actinopteri; Gobiiformes; Gobiidae
Product: cyclin-Y-like protein 1
Exons: 10
Coding region: 892-1917 (341 amino acids)
Biological process (GO): regulation of cyclin-dependent protein serine/threonine kinase activity; regulation of canonical Wnt signaling pathway
Cellular component (GO): plasma membrane
Molecular function (GO): cyclin-dependent protein serine/threonine kinase activator activity; protein kinase binding
Source: RefSeq, a predicted model, not a curated record
GACAGCAAGACGUGUCUCCAAUGCUGGAAAUGCGACGGGAAGCGUGCUAACGUCCAGCAUCUCUCCCAAAUCCCACUAUAACUCCUUUCCACUAAUUUCCCUCCACGUAGAGUCGCUAUACAAUCAUUUCUGCAUUGUUUUUUUGCUGUUAAAGGAGAUUUUUCAGUCUUGUCAAUUCGAAUUGGGUUGUUUCGAGCCGUUGAAGGUGAAGAGAAUGGACUGAGGUGCGGAGGCUAGCGUUAGCAGCUAGCCAUGGAGGAACAUAGAACUGAAGCGCGGAGGCUAGCGUUAGCAGCUAGCCAUGGAGGGAGAUAGAGAAACCUGCGACGAACUACUCCUUUUACGUUCAAAAUUGAUUAUUAGACGUUGGCAACUGGACCAAACGUGUUCUGACAUUGUGGUGUAAUAUUAUUUUACGAAGAAGUGCGCCACAGCUAAGCACACGCCCUUAAUAUGUCAGCUGUCGUGCAAGGUGCUAGAUUUUUAGUAGUAAUUCAUUUGACUUUUCAUAUCAGAGGUAUGAAAGACAGACUUGGACCAUGGAUUUUUAUUUUUGUGUGAGUUAAACAGGGUUAUAUACAACAUUUUGAAGGACCAUUUUAGUUUAAAUACAGUUCUAGUCUUUAGUUCUGAAGUAAUCUUAUGGUUGGACCAAGUUAGACCUGGUUUAAUCCCAACUCUUUAGCCAAGCUGUAGUUUUAACCUUUAUUUAAGUUCAAAGCCAUACAUAUUCCAUAAUUUCCACUCAAAUCACUUCCUUAAAAAUAUGUCUUCCUUAAUUUUGUGACUGAAAAUAGUUGUGUUUCAUAGCACACACCUGAAUGUAAUCCGGGUUGUGAAGUACUAUUUGCAUGGAAACGGUAGGAACAAUAACAGAGCAUUAGGUGAGCCAUGGGGGGGUCCAUAUCUUGCUGCAUUUCUCCGGGGGACAGUCCCAAGCUCCACCGCAGGGAGCUAGAGCUGGAAGAGUGCCCCAUCACCACUGCGGAGGACUUGAGUGAGGACACUGGGACGUACCUGCAGCACAUCAGUGACAGAGAGCUCCCAGACGAAUUGGCGCAAGAGGAGAAUCCGUCGGACCAUCCAAAAGCAAGCACCCUCUUCCUCAACAAAUCCCAAACAGAUGUACGGGAGAAGAGAAAAAGCAACUACCUUAACCAUAUGUCUCCAGGACUCCUGACAAAGAAGUACAGCUCCUGCUCUACAAUAUUCAUAGACGACAGCACAGUCAGCCAGCCCAACCUCAAGAGCACGAUCAAAUGCGUGGCAUUGGCCAUCUAUUAUCACAUCAAGAACAGAGAUUCGAACCGCUCUUUAGAUAUAUUCGAUGAGAAGAAACAUCCUUUAUCACGUGAGAAGGUUCCGGAUGACUACUCGGUAGUGGACCCUGAACAUAAGCUGAUCUAUCGCUUCAUCCGCACUCUGUUCAGCUCGGCACAACUCACCGCUGAGUGCGCCAUUGUUACUCUGGUUUACCUCGAAAGACUCCUGACAUACGCUGAGAUGGACAUUUGCCCGAGUAACUGGAAGCGUAUUGUUCUGGGUGCCAUUCUGCUGGCCUCCAAAGUGUGGGACGACCAGGCUGUGUGGAACGUGGAUUACUGCCAGAUUCUCAAAGACAUCACAGUGGAGGAUAUGAAUGAGAUGGAGCGCCACUUCCUUGAGCUGCUGCAAUUCAACAUCAAUGUCCCGGCCAGUGUUUAUGCCAAGUAUUACUUUGACCUGCGCUCAUUGGCAGAUGACAACAACCUCAGCUUCCCCCUGGAGCCACUGAGCAACAAGAGAGCACAGAAACUCGAGGCCAUUUCUAGAUUGUGUGAAGACAAGUACAAGGACUUGAAAAAAUCUGCCAUGAAGAGGUCUGUCAGCGCAGACAACUUGAUUGGCAUCAGGACCUCCCAGGCUGUGCUGUCUUGAACAAAGACAGCAUCAAGUACUUUAUCCUCAUUUACACUAUUGAGAGAUGUCAGGAGACCAUAACAUGCACUAUAUCAUGUUCAUUGUAACGGACUUGUUGCAUUUUCAGCAUGGUUAAUAUGAAGUCUUUUUUUAUUAGUGGAUGUCUCAUUUUUGAAAAGAUGUAAUUUAGCAUGAAAGUACUUCCUGAAGAUUCCCACUCUUCCUCCUCAAGUUUGGACCGUGAUGAAUGGAGAACAAACUACCCUGUGGUGUAGUUCAGCACACGGACAAAGAGUAGACUUGUUUUUGCUUACUGUGUAGGCCUUAAAUAGCUGUGAAAUGUACAAGACUUUAUUUAAUUUCAAAUAAAUACAGUGGCUAUUUAAAA